CCCGCGCUCAGCUAUGAUCAAAGCAACACAGGUGAGGCAGCCACAGAGACGCAUACAAUUGGCAUCUAAAAAGUAAGCCGUCCACCCGCCACCCCCCUCCUUCCCUUCUGCUUUUUUAUCUUCGCACACUGACACGGGUAGAAGCGCGGAGCACAUGGAUCAGAAUAAAGCAAAGCGAUCGGGUUUUGAAGACGUGGGGUAAGUUUGUUCUCGGCAAAACUUUCGGACAAAGGGAAUGCUGGGAUUGACGUGAGGGCGCCGUUUGAAGGGCUAUAAGGAACGCUGAGAUGUUCCCCGAGACCUCUUGUGUUCUCGUUCCCCUGUCAAAUACAGCAGCUGUUCUUGAAAAAUGACUAAGCGCACACGGACGCACAUAUACAUAUACAUAUAUGAGAUGUAGGCACAAGUCAAACACAAGGUCUCCUUUCAUCUGGUCUCUAAUGUGAUGACUUGAUUAAUGUCAUCUCUGACUCUCCUAGCACAAAUAGCUGGAGAUGAGAAUUAUCAAGAGCUUUAGGAAGUGUUGCGAUGAAGACGACGUGUCUGUGUUUUAUAUCCCUCCACCUAUUCUCAAACUUGCAUUAAUAUCAAAGCGCUCGUGACCGUUAGACUAUGCUCAUCUUCAGACAGCACACAUGAGAUUGACCCCGGGAGAAGUUAGACAGAACCAGGCCGAGCACAGGAUCCCGCAUGUACGACUCGUGUCAAUGUUGAAAUGAUUUCUCCGAUUCAUAUUUAUACAAAUCAAGGUUAUUUUACUUAACUAAGAUUACAACUUUGAAAACAUUUCUGUUCAUUGACAGUUCUGUUCAUUGACAGUUCUGUUCAUUUUUUGGAACAAAAUAAACUAAACCAAAAAUUGAACCAAAAGGUUUACAAACUGAGUUUAAAGCACUAAAAUUAUAAUUGGAAAUAAAAAAUAAUUAAAACAACGUAUGACUACAUAAAACAAAAAUCUUAAAAAAUGCAUGCCUUUAAAGUCUGACAGUAGAGCUCACACAAUCACCUUGGUCUGUUCUAUGAGGUUCUUCAAAGUAAUUGUAAUCGUUUACAACGAUUGUAAAAUCACCCCCAAAACAUAAACCCUAUCAUUUCUUUACUGACCCACAAACUUUGUUUCAAUAAAAAAACAUUACAGAGGCUUGUAGUAUCAAGGUGACAACAGAAAAGCAUUUGUAAAUUGUUCAACAAAAUGUUUCUUUAAAUCAUAAAUAAUAUACAAAUAAAUAAAAACGCAAUUACAACGCAUAUAUAAAACACAUUAAUCUGAAGCAUGGGGGGAAAAAAACAAAUAAUCCCACAGUAUUCCAUUACAUCAUUGCAUUGCAUAAAAAUGAAUAACAGGGUAACAAGAUUUGGUUCCAUAUGCCAGAUAUUUUUAAGGAGGUCGCCUUGACACUUCCCAUUUGCACGCGGUUCGAUGAACGAAGAAAAGAGGAAACCGAUUAAGAUUUAUAUCAGACAGAGUCUUACUGGCGAGCUUUAACAGAAAGACAAGAGAUCACAGACUGACGUAUGACACACCACACCUGAAACCACAAAUCACAGCAUCCAGAACAGGGAAAGCAGCGAUGUUUCAGCCGUUCUCAGGACUCCAUUCUCCCAUCAUGACUAAUGGAUCAAACCAGCAGGAUCAGUGGACCCCGGGACCUCCGUUCUCCACGUGUCCGCACACCAAACCAAACGCAGGCUUCAGCUACAGCAAGCAGCCGUCCACACGGCCCUGGCCAUGCACCCGAUGGAAGGUCCAAAGCCAUCUGGAGAACUCCAAGUAUCACCUCCACCAGACCCAGCAGGUCAAACAGUAUUUAACUUUAGGAAGCAAACUCGGCAGCCAGGCCCACCCUUACCCGGGCCAAGCCCUGGGCACGGUGCCCGUCAUGCGCAACGGACACAUGCCGCCGGUGACCGACAGCAGCACCCCGGGGAGCCCCGUCACCCUGCUCGCGCUGGCCAACAAUCACGACGACCAGUUUCCAAUGGAUGAAGUGAUUGAUGAUCUUAUUAGCUUUGAAACCGGGUUCAAAGACGGGGGUUUGGAUUGCAUGGAGCCGGGCAUCAUGAUGCAAAAUAAUGUGUCUCUGAACAACAGCAUGCUGGAGGUCUACGGCGGCGAGCCAGAACACGACACAAGGGUCAUGGCCAAAGAAAGACAGAAAAAAAACAAUCAUAAUCUAAUUGAAAGACGACGGCGAUACAACAUCAACUACAGAAUCAAGGAGCUUGGAACGCUGAUACCCAAAUCAAAUGACCCUGAUAUGCGCUGGAACAAAGGGACGAUCCUCAAGGCCUCGGUGGAAUACAUUAAGUGGCUACAGAAGGAACAGCAGCACGCCCGCGAUCUGGAGAGCCGGCAGAAGAAACUGGAACAGGCCAACAGAAGACUUGUGCUACGAAUCCAGGAACUGGAAAUCCAGGCUCGUGCUCACGGGCUGCCCAAUAUGGCCACUUCCAUAGGAUCUGUUGAGCUUUCGCCUCAUCUCCUAAAGCAGCAGCAACAACAGCAGCACCAGACCCACGCGGCCACUCAGGCCCCUCAGUCUGUUCCACCACCUCUCUAUCCUCAGGAUGACCUGAGCAGCCAGGAAUACAUCCAGCGGACACCCUUGCCGACAGCUUUGGGUGUUGGGAACGUCGAAGAACCGAACGACGGCUCCACCACCUUCUCCGACCCUCUGUCUCACUUCACCGACUUCUUCAGCAGCAGCCUGAAAGAAGAGCGACGACUGGAUGAGAUUCUAAUGGACGACGCUCUCUCGCCCUUCGGCACGGACCCGCUGCUGUCCGCCGGGUCGCCCGCCGCGUCCAAGGGGAGCAGCCGGAGGAGCAGUUUCAGUUCAGAGGAAACGGACGAGCUCUGACUGCCCGGACCUGUUUGUAACACUGAGUAACUGACCUCCCGUUUCCAUUGGAUUACAAAGAGGACUGACGACACGCCAAUCUUACGCCAAUGUCGAGUCAGACACAUCAUCAAAAAGGGAGAUUGACUGAUCUACUGACACUGAUCUACUGUACAGCCAGUUGUGUACGAAAGACUGUCUUCACAGCAAUGAACAUCCACUGGAUUGUUAAAGGGAUAAUUGGCCCAAAAAUGAAAAUUCUGUCAUCUUUUACUCACCCUCAGAUUGUUCCAAACCUGUAUAAAUGUCUUUGUUCUGCUGAACACAAAGGAAGAUAUUUGGAAGAACGUCAGUAACCAAACUCCCAUAGUAUUUAUUUUCCCAACUCUGGCAGUAAAUGGGGGAUGAGACCCGUUUGGUUACUGACGUUCUUCCAAAUAUCUUCCUCUGUGUUCAGCAGAACUCAGUGAGUAAACGAUGACAGAAUUUUCAUUUUUGGGUGAACUGUCCCUUUAAGUGUAUAAAUGGCAUUGAUGAAAAGGACCAGUUUAAAGGAGUUAGGGAGGGAUCUUUUGUGCCUUAUCUGACGUUGGCUAACUUUCAUGCAUUUAAAGCAAUGCUACUGUAAUUAUGCUAGGCAAAACAACCUAACACAUUUUUUUAUGUUUCAUACAGAAUGUAUUUUUUCAGAAACAUACCUGCUCAUGUGUUUAAAUGUUUUAAUCCUUGUACUCUUUAAAUAAAAAAAGGAAAAAUAUAACACGUUACUUUUUAUAUACGUAUGAAUCCGGGGGUGGGAA
This is a messenger RNA of Triplophysa rosa, 3640 nucleotides long. It is a transcript of the gene tfec, whose product is annotated as transcription factor EC. Gene Ontology annotation, molecular function: protein dimerization activity; DNA-binding transcription factor activity, RNA polymerase II-specific; RNA polymerase II cis-regulatory region sequence-specific DNA binding. The coding region runs from base 1572 to 2861 and encodes 429 amino acids. The record is from RefSeq and is a predicted model, not a curated record. Gene Ontology annotation, cellular component: nucleus. The transcript has 9 exons. Gene Ontology annotation, biological process: regulation of transcription by RNA polymerase II. NCBI's taxonomy places the organism in Eukaryota, Metazoa, Chordata, Actinopteri, Cypriniformes, Nemacheilidae.